AUGAGUCAUAUUUCGGAAGGGGUGGCGAGAAGUUUUUGGGGCAAUUCGGAUUGUGAUUUUUCUUAUUCCGAGUCGGAUGGUAUGUCGGGUGGAAUUCUUACUCUUUGGAAUUCUAGUACCGUAUCGGUGGUGAUGAGCUUCCGUGGGUCGGGUUAUAUUGGUAUAAAGAUGUUCCGUGCAAAGGGAAAAAAUAUAGUUGGUUUAGUGCGGAUGGAAAAUCCAAGAGAGGAUUGGGAUCCGAAACCGUUCAAGUUUAAUAAUGAAUGGUUCCAUAAUAAAGAUUUCAUGCGUUUUGUUGAGGAAGAAUGGAAGGAGAUUUAUGUUAGUGUGGAGGAGGGGAUUAGAGAUUUGAAUGAGGCGGAUGAUUGCGAUGAUGUUAGUAAUGAGGUUCAAGCAAUCAAAAGAAAGGCAAGUAGUAGAUUAUGGUUAAAUCUUAAAAUCAAGGAGAAUAUGCUUAUUCAAAAAUCUAGAGUAAAGUGGCUCAAUGAUGGUGAUUCUAAUAGUAAAUUCUUCCAUAGGGUUAUGAAAGAAAGGAGGAGGAGGAAUCAUCUUGGCUCCAUCUCUACUAGUAGUGGUAUCUUGGCUAAUGUUGAAGAGGUUAAGGAUGGUGUUUGGCGCCAUUUUAACGAAAAGUUCAAGGAGGUUUGUGAAAGUAGGCCGGUUUUAGAGAACGGUUCUUUCAAUACUUUGAGUAUGGAGGAUAGUGCGUCUCUUGAGCUCCCGUUUUCCGAAGAGGAAAUAAAGGAGGCGGUUUCGAAUUGUGAUGGUGCGAAAAGUCCGGGGCCGGACGGUUUUACUCUCCUAUUCGUGAAAAAUGUUGGUCUUUCUUAA
This is a messenger RNA of Vicia villosa (hairy vetch), 831 nucleotides long. RefSeq lists its product as uncharacterized. The coding region runs from base 1 to 831 and encodes 276 amino acids. The transcript is spliced from 4 exons. The record is from RefSeq and is a predicted model, not a curated record. NCBI's taxonomy places the organism in Eukaryota, Viridiplantae, Streptophyta, Magnoliopsida, Fabales, Fabaceae.